CCAGGCAAAUCGGAAAAUGCAAUGAUGAAAUGCAAAAGCUGUGUGCUGAAGAGGGCAUGCAAUGCGAAGUUAUCAACGGUACCUCGGUUUGCGUAGAUCGGUCUGUUAAAAAAUGCGACGUCUCGAUGGAGCAGAAGUGCAAGAAAAUAGGCAAGAAGUGUGACGACAGAAACAACUUCGUCGUAUGCGAAGACCCGAGGCCUCCACCGUGUCCUGAGGAAGCGAAAAAAAGGUGCGCUGAUGUUCAUCUCAACUGUGUAGAGAUCCAUCAUAGCCCCAAAUGCAUCGAUCCUACAGCCAAGAAGUGCAACGAGAAGAUCGAAGAUAAGUGCAAGAAAUUAGGCCAGCAGUGCGAGGACGAGGACGGCUUCGUAGGCUGCAACACCAGGCAAAUCGGAAAAUGCAAUGAUGAAAUGCAAAAGCUGUGUGCUGAAGAGGGCAUGCAAUGCGAAGUUAUCAACGGUACCUCGGUUUGCGUAG
Messenger RNA from Rhipicephalus microplus (southern cattle tick), 480 nucleotides. RefSeq lists its product as uncharacterized. The record is from RefSeq and is a predicted model, not a curated record. Lineage: Eukaryota; Metazoa; Arthropoda; Arachnida; Ixodida; Ixodidae.